Sphaeramia orbicularis (orbiculate cardinalfish) is the source of this 2658-nucleotide messenger RNA. Its product is annotated as RNA-binding motif, single-stranded-interacting protein 2-like. Gene Ontology annotation, molecular function: RNA binding. The coding region runs from base 231 to 1430 and encodes 399 amino acids. The record is from RefSeq and is a predicted model, not a curated record. The transcript has 14 exons. Lineage: Eukaryota; Metazoa; Chordata; Actinopteri; Kurtiformes; Apogonidae.
GUGCUCCAUACCUGCCGGAGUAGACUUUUCUAAGCCUUUUCAGGUACCUUGUGGUGUUUUUGAAAAAACUGGACAGGAAAAAGGAGAAGGCUCACCUUUAAAACCAGCACGCCAAGGAUUUUUCAUCACUUCAUCACUUUCAUAUUUGCUUCUUCCCACCUGGCACUGUUUUUUCUUGCUUAUUUUUUUGCCUGCAGCUGUAGAAAUAUAAGGACUGUGCCUGUCACACUAUGAUUUUUUCCACUGUGCCUUUUAAGGUAUCUUUUUCCAAACAGCCUUAUGUGUCCCCCUCCAACCAUCAGAUGGCUCCUCCAAGCCCCAGCAACAACAGCAACAGCAACACUACCACCACUCCCAUCAGCAAUGGCGGCAGCAGCGGUGGGGGGGAACAGCUAAGCAAAACCAACCUGUACAUCCGCGGCCUCCACCCAGGAACCACAGACCAGGAUUUGGUCAAACUCUGUCAGCCGUAUGGCAAAAUUGUAUCUACCAAGGCUAUCCUGGAUAAGACUACCAAUAAAUGCAAAGGCUAUGGCUUUGUUGACUUUGACAGUCCAGCCUCAGCUCAGAAGGCAGUGACAGCGCUGAAGGCAGGAGGAGUUCAAGCUCAGAUGGCCAAGCAACAGGAGCAGGACCCCACCAACCUGUACAUCUCCAACCUGCCGCUGUCCAUGGAUGAGCAGGAGUUAGAGAACAUGCUGAAGCCUUUUAGUCAGGCCAUUUCAACACGUAUCCUCCGUGACGCCAAUGGAACCAGCCGAGGAGUGGGCUUUGCCAGAAUGGAGUCAACAGAGAAAUGUGAGGCCAUCAUCCAGCACUUCAAUGGAAAAUAUAUCAAGACUCCGCCUGGAGUACCAGUGCCAUCAGAGCCCUUGUUGUGUAAAUUUGCUGAUGGAGGCCAGAAGAAGCGACAGAGCCAAGGGAAAUAUCUGCAGAACGGGCGGCCCUGGCCGAGAGACGGGGAGUCUGGAGGAAUGACUCUGACGUACGACCCCACCACAGCCUUACAGAACGGGUUCUACUCCUCUCCAUACAGCAUCGCCCCAAAUCGGAUGAUUGGACCCACCUCCCUCUCUCCAUACAUGCAUUCACCUGUGUCCACCUACCAGGUACACAACCCUUCCUGGUUACACCACCAGUCGUACAUAAUGCCGCCCACAGGAGCCGUUCUGACGCCAGGAAUGGACCACACCAUGUCGAUCCAGCCGACCUCAAUGAUGGGGCCUCUGACGCAGCAGCUCAGCCACCUCUCCAUGGGCAGCAGUGGCACAUAUAUGCCUGCAAACACAUCUAUGCAGGGGACCUACAUCCCCCAGUACACCCAAGUGCCUGCCGCUAACAUCUCAGUUGAGGAAAGUGCCGCCCAACAACCUGUUGCCAUAGAGACACCAACAGAACACACGACCUACUCGUACCAGCAUAACAAGUGAAGAGGUGUCAGAGGUCCUCCUCUGGAGCCAGAUCGACUCCCAUGAGACCCUGGUGCUAAAAACUCGGCACAGUGACUCUGCACAUGAGGCACUUGGGAGGAACAUGGACUGUUACCCAGAAAGGACAAAAAAAAAGAAAAGUUAUUUUCUACAAACUCAUAUUUUAAAACAAACUCUUUUACUCCAAACAAGCAAAGGUGGAGGACAGCAGGCAACGGCAAAUGGAAGAACAGAACACGGAGCGUCUAUUUUGAUAAGAGUUGAGAAAAACCUACACACACGCACACACACACACAUACUACACAAUGGAAAGAUUUUAAAUAAACAUAUUGUGGUUCUUCUUCUUUUCUAGUACUGCUACUAGGAUGAAACCAGGAAGAGACCAGUUUCAACACGAUUUGUUUUGAGGCAUGUUUUGUUUUGACCCUUUGUAAGAUAUGCUGUUUUUACUUUUCUUUUUUUUGUUUGUUUGUUUUGUUUUUUAUGCCUGAUAUUUUCAGGCGUUCAACCUGCCUUUUUUGUACAUAAUUGUUUCAGUGUGUUUCUAGCUUCACGUGUCCAUGUUUUGUUGACAGAAAGCUAAAAAAAACCAACUUUACUAGUUCAGAAAAAGCCGACAACUGGUAUAUUUUAGACAGACUUGGAUUGAAGUGGCAGCAAGGUCAAAAUCAGGUAUGAAACCAUUACCUGAAGUGGUCUCGCUUCUUUCUUUAGCGCUCGACUCAAAUAAUUUAGAGUUUCCAACAAUCUUAACAAAGCUUCAGACAAUCAAAAGAUUAUUUUAAAGAAAAGAAUUAAAGAUGAUGAUCGGACAGAUUUGACAGAGAAGAGCUAAAUGGAUUCAAAGCAUUCCAGAGAUCAUCGUCAUCAUCAUCAUUAUUAUUAUUAUUAUUAAUAAAAAGUCAUAAGUAUCACUAGGCUUUGAGCUGUUCCACUUGAUGAAAUCCAAAGUUGCUCAACAGGGAUCACACCUUCCACAGAGCUGCCUGUACAUAAGAGAUUUAACUUUAUUGAGGCUUUCUUUUGAUUUCCUCUCAUCAGUGUAGUAAAGCUUCGAGUAUUUUAAUGACCACACUUUACCAAACUGUUGGAGAAUUGCUUUUUUUUGGUCUUUUUUCCCACCUCUUGCAAAAAAAAAAGGGAAGCAGAUCCUCCACUAUUUGGGGCUCUUACUACACAGAAAUGGAAAUCAACUGUCAAAGCGUGGCUCUGUCCUGUUCUACCUUCA